AUGUUACUCCCUUCAACGCCCCUAUCCGUGGCUCUUGCUUUGUCGCUGUCGUGGCCAGUUUUCGCGGCGCCUCAAGUGAAAUCGUCGGCUGGGCAGGUGAUGAGUCUCAAACGAAGGUCGCCUUCCGACCGCACGAUAGAAGAGUGGGGUGUUUGGGCAAAAAAUCAUAAAGCAGGACUUGAAGCUAAAUAUGGUGCUGGGCAACCACAGAAGAGAAGUACUGGCACGAAUCUUAUCACAAAUCAGAACAGCGACUCGAGUUAUUUUGGUUCACUAGCUAUCGGUACACCAGCAGUAUCGUUUGACGUUAUCCUGGACACGGGUUCGGCUGACUUAUGGGUAGCUGGCUCCACAUGUCAAACUGGCUGCGAAAACGUCCCAACGUUCGACCCGACCGCUUCAACAAGUUUUCAGAACCAGUCGACCACUUUCAGCAUCACGUACGGCAGUGGUCAGGCUUCCGGUGCGCUCGCGAAGGACGUCGUCCAGAUGGCCGGGUUUUCAGUGACGAACCAAGUAUUCGCGGUUUGCGAUCAGAUAUCGUCGGGGCUCCUCAGUAAUCCUGUCUCGGGCCUCCUCGGCCUGGGAUUCCAAACGAUCGCGUCAUCGAAGGCGACACCUUUGUGGCAGACACUUGUUUCAAAUGGCGCGUGGACGGAUCCGGUGAUGGCGUUUUAUCUUACACGGUACAUUAACCAGAGUAACGCUGAUAGCUUGGAAUUUGGAGGCUCGUUCACGAUGGGUUUCACCAACACAAGUUUGUAUACCGGCGAAAUCGACUACAUCAGCCUCCCAACGACCGGCUCGUACUGGAUUUUGCCUUUGUCAACCCUGACCGUCCAAGGGACUCAAGUCAGCUUACCCUCUGGCUCGGCUUCAUAUGCUGCUAUAGAUACGGGAACAACACUCGUGGGCGGGCCCUCACAAUAUAUCGCUGAGAUCUUCGCUCAAAUUCCCGGUUCGGCACCUGGAACAGGAAAUUUCCAGAGCUAUUAUACAUAUCCGUGCUCGACCUCCGUCUCUGUCCAGUUAUCGUUUGGGGGGAAAAACUGGUCUAUCAGUCCACAAGAUUUCCAGCUUUCCCAGUUGACGAAGGAGCUAUGUCUUGGUGCAUUCUUUGAGCUGUCGACGGGAGGAUCGGCGCCUUCGUGGAUCGUUGGAGACACUUUCCUGAAAAACGUGUACUCUGUCUUCCGCUAUAACCCAGCUUCCGUUGGUUUCGCUCAGCUUUCUGAUUUUGCUUUGGCGAAUAGCGGGUCCACCACCGAGAGCGUUCCAUCCGCCACCAUCGGCAGCGCCGCUACAUCCGUUUCUGCGACAGGCAGGAGUCCUACACGUUCGACGAGCGAUACCAUCUCCGAUAUCAAGGUCUCGCGCACCUCUUUAGUCUCAAUAGCUUUCUUUUGGACGAUCAUGGCUAUUGCUGGCUUGCUAAUUUAG
Messenger RNA from Laccaria bicolor S238N-H82, 1440 nucleotides. Its product is annotated as aspartic peptidase A1. Lineage: Eukaryota; Fungi; Basidiomycota; Agaricomycetes; Agaricales; Hydnangiaceae. The transcript has 9 exons. Gene Ontology annotation, biological process: proteolysis. Bases 1 to 1440 code for a protein of 479 amino acids. Gene Ontology annotation, molecular function: aspartic-type endopeptidase activity. The record is from RefSeq and is a predicted model, not a curated record.